GAGUGCGCGGAAACUUGAGUUGUCGCGGGAGUUUGUGUAGAGAAUUUUAGCAAAAUUUUAUACUCCGAUAUUAGAGUGAUUAAAUCAUUGCAAAAAUGUUGUUCAGAAGUAUAUAUGAUAGAUGCGAAGGACGGCGGAAAGUACGAAUACAAAGUUUGAUAUCACCUUUGCUUGAUCAGUUUGAGUCCCUCACCAGUGACGAUUAUUUAUUGGCUUCAGAGGAUGAUGGGGUGUCUGUCCCACCCCUUGCUUGCAGCUUCUGUCCAGUUGCAUCCUCUAGUCAUAUCCUGAGCCUGGUAGAUGAGAAUGGUUACCUGGUGCUGUACAAUACAUUACGCACUGGGACAGAGGCCAUUCUGACAGAGUGGCAGGCCCACAACAAUGCCAUCUUUGACCUUGCCUGGAUGGAGUCGGAAGAGAAGAUAGUGACUGCGUCUGGAGAUCAGACAGCCGUGUUGUGGGACCCUCAUACCAGUACCAAGAUGGACGUGUUCAAAGGCCACACAAGCAGCAUACGAUCUGUCGUCUUUAGGAAGUUUGACGAUGCUGUUUUAGCAACUGGUUCUCGAGAUGGCCAUGUCAUGCUCUAUGACAAGCGAUGUGCACACAAAGAAGGCUACAUCCCUCCCAUGAAUGUGAUCCGCAACGCCCACUCGAUUCAGGGGGUCAAGAAUAAGAAGCGCACCAAGCUAGGGAUGGUCAUGGACAGCCAACAGAGUGUGACUGUUGUAGCGUUCCAGUCGGACAUGUUGCUCAUCUCCUCAGGAGCUGUGGAUGGAUGUAUAAAGAUUUGGGAUUUACGAAAAAACUACUCUUCACUCAACUCAGACCCUUUGGCUCGCUACAGCUUCCCUUAUGAAGGACCAAGGGCAAGUAAACAUGGUUAUUCCAGCCUGACAAUGGACUCGUAUGGUACUAAUUUGUUUGCCAGCUGUACGGAUGACAUCAUCUACCAGUACGACCUUGUCACAUACAACAAACAUCCUGUGAACACCUUCCGGGGCCAUCAGAACCAUACAUUUUACGUGAAGUCCUCCAUCAGCCCGGACAACGACUUCCUCCUCAGCGGCUCCAGUGACUCCAUGGCCUAUGUGUGGGAGAUCGACAAGCCCAACAAGUCGCCAGUUGUGUUGAAGGGACAUCGGGCAGAGGUCACAAGUGUCGCGUGGAGCAGCCAUGACUUCACAAAGCUGGCCACGUUGUCAGAUGACAACUCCAUGAAGUUGUGGAGAGUGUUGCGGAGAGUCAAGCCACCAUUGUUUGGGGAGGUAGCAGGAACAGCAGAGAGGACCCACAGAGAAAUAGGAACUUCAACCAUACCCACAGCUAAGGAGACUCCCAAGAAGCCAACCUGUCCUGCCAGGGAGUACUCUCCCCUUGGUAAGCCUCGAUCGUCACCAGGGGGAAAGUCUCCCAGUGUAGGAAAGUCUCCCAGUGUAGGAAAGUCUCCGUCCAUUAAAGACUGGUUUAAAAAACAAUCCUUUAAAGAAAAUAAGCCCAAAGUCCUGUGUUCAGCGAGCAAGUACAUUUACAGUCUCCACAGAAACCCACUUUCCAUCCCUCUCCUCGGAAAGCAUCCAGGAUGAAGUUAGACGAGGAUCAACAGGAUGCAGGCUACUUUCAUGGCAGCAAUACAAUUCCUUUCAAGGCCUAUGUGGAAAAGGAGAACAGUUGUUCAGCUAAGAAAACUUCAAAAAGGAAAUUAGACAUAGGUGAAACAAAUGAAACGUGUAAACGGCGCCAUAUUGAACAAUGCAGUCCAGCCAAGAGCGAUAUGGUUUUACGUGAUUUGGAGGCGGAAUUAAACAAUUCAGAAAAGGCAAGUUCAUGUGAUAUAAGAUCUGAAGGAGUAAAAAAUUCUAUUAUUGACAAAUGUGCAAAUAGUGAGAAAGGAGAAGUGUUUUCACCAACUCGCAAUCUCCCCAACCUUGUGGUGGAUGAAGCUGAAGGUCGCCGAGAACGACUGUCACUGGCAAUGGCAAGCCCAAGUCAGGACAAGAAGUGCAUUGACUGGCUUACGCAGAUCCGCCGCAGUAAACAUGGACAUGGAAGGGGCAUAUUUCCGAGUCCAGCCAAGUCUGUGACAUCAGAGGAUGAUAUGUGUGGACGAAGUGACUGCUCCUCCCCUGGCAGAUCUAUUACAAGGACACCAGUGAAGGGGAUGAAGUCCAUCUUGAACUAUUUCCAGAAGUCAGCAGAGAAAAAGCCAAGGAAAUAAUGCCUCAUCCUUUCAAAAUAAAACUAAAAUUAUCCCAAAGCCUUCCAAUUUCAGUGGUGCUGCCUUUUACUGCCUAUUGGCUCCGUGGUCCAAUGUCCAUUUACAGUCUCUUGAAGAAGUAUUUAUGUGUAUACAGCUAUAGGGCAAGUUGAGAAUGAAAGGAAACAAAUUUGAAAUAUAGGUAGAACUUAUAAAUACCUAUAUUUUGUACUUGGCUAAAUUCUGCCUCAAAUCAACACCAGAUGAAAGUAGAAACACCCAAACAGGCAUUACAAAUACCAGUCCAUGUUGUAGAAUGAGGUAUACUCUGUGAAACUAAGUCUCUGAAAUGCAAUGUGAACUUAUGCCUUAAUUUGACUUAUGAAUAAAAAUCUCUAUUUUGAACAAUUUCCCCCAGAUUUGCUGGUAUUAGGCUCUCUUUUUUUUGUAUGCUAUACUAAUACUAUUACUAAUAACUGCAUUUUCAGUGAUACUGGUUUAUUUGUAAUCUUAAAAGAUCAUUUUGAAAAUAUAUCAAGCACCUGAUUUGGUACCCGAAUAUAUCUUGGUAGAGAGUGACAUCAAAAUAACAAUUAUUUUCUUGAUGGGAUUAUAUGAUUCAGAAGAGAUGCUUUAUUACUGGCAUCAGUUAGUUAUAGUUCAAGACAUAAGGCUAUGUUUCUUGGCAACAUGAAUACUAUUUAACAAUAUACAAAAGAAUAUGGAAAAAUGUAUAUCCUGACUUGUACCUGGUUUAAUUUGGUGUCCAUACCUCUGUUAAUUCAAAGUAUAUCAGGUGGUAAACUAUUCCUAGGAUUAUUUUAAUGUUUGAUCUCCAACAAAUUGUGAUAAAUAUGUUUUUUGAUAAUGGUGUACUGUGAUGACCCAUAGGUUUGUGGAAGUAGGUGAAGCUGGACUAUCAGUAUGUGUGGUGUAUAAUCUCCUUCAUCACCAUCAAUGUCACACUCAGUGUUGAACGUCAUUGUUGCGUGGUGUCAAAUUAUUAAACAUGGGAUGAAAUGGGCUCCAGACAUGUUAUUAUGGAUCAUGAAAUACAGACAAAUGUCUUGUUUGAUUUGGUUAGUUUUCAUGAAACAGGUGGAUGGUAUGAAUAUGUUUGUGUUGUGCUCUGGUGUGGCUGGUACUGAUCACAUUGUCAAUGAUUGUUCAUAUUUUGUUAUUUGUUGUCUUUCAUACAGUCAUCAUGAACGAGAUUUGUAAAUAAAAUCCUGUUGAUAUAA
This is a messenger RNA of Haliotis rubra (blacklip abalone), 3438 nucleotides long. RefSeq names its product denticleless protein homolog. The transcript has 15 exons. Gene Ontology annotation, cellular component: nucleus. Lineage: Eukaryota; Metazoa; Mollusca; Gastropoda; Lepetellida; Haliotidae. The record is from RefSeq and is a predicted model, not a curated record. Gene Ontology annotation, molecular function: protein binding; protein-macromolecule adaptor activity. Gene Ontology annotation, biological process: proteasome-mediated ubiquitin-dependent protein catabolic process. Bases 96 to 1586 code for a protein of 496 amino acids.